This is a messenger RNA of Polypterus senegalus (gray bichir), 9443 nucleotides long. RefSeq names its product ubiquitin protein ligase E3 component n-recognin 5 (gene ubr5). Gene Ontology annotation, cellular component: nucleus. The record is from RefSeq and is a predicted model, not a curated record. Gene Ontology annotation, biological process: protein polyubiquitination; DNA damage response; regulation of double-strand break repair. Gene Ontology annotation, molecular function: zinc ion binding; ubiquitin binding; ubiquitin-protein transferase activity. The transcript has 60 exons. NCBI's taxonomy places the organism in Eukaryota, Metazoa, Chordata, Cladistia, Polypteriformes, Polypteridae. The coding region runs from base 195 to 8648 and encodes 2817 amino acids.
UAGAAGAGAGCCCCACAGUUAAGAUGGCGGCGCUUGCUUAAGGAGGCGGUAGAUUAAGGCUCUCUGUUUUUCUUCAUAUUUUUCCCCCAUUCAUUGUCGACCCUCAUCUCGAAGGUGAACAUACCGAUAACAUCAGUACCCCCUUAUUUUGAUUGUCAUUUUCAAAGAUACACGUCUUGUCUUGGAGUGAGGUUAUGACGUCGAUACACUUUGUGGUUCACCCGUUGCCCGGGACUGAAGACCAGCUCAAUGACAGAUUGCGUGAAGUUUCAGAGAAACUUAAUAAGUACAGCCUCAACAGUCACCCACCACUGAAUGUAUUAGAGCAAGCUGCAAUUAGACAGUGUGUUGUGGGACCAAACCAUGCUGCUUUUCUUCUAGAGGAUGGUCGAAUCUGUAGAAUUGGCUUUAUUGUGCAACCUGAGAGAUUGGAGCUGGGCAAACCAGAUGGAAGUGAUGGAGGCUGUUUUGGAUUCCUGAGGACCAUGGGUAUUAAAAGAAAGAGUUCAAAGUUGAGCAGUGGUUCAGGGACAGGAAGGACUUCCAGGCCAGGCAGGACUAGUGAUCCGCCAUGGUUUUUGUCUGGUUCUGACACACUGGGCAGACUGGCAGGCAACACCCUUGGGAGUCGAUGGAGCUCUAGUGUUAAUGGAAGUGGUGGUGGCGGCUCUUCAGGAAGGUCUUCCACAGCAGCAAGAGACUCAAGGAGACAAACACGAGUUAUCCGUACAGGGCGAGACCGGGGUUCUGGAUUAUUGGGCAGCCAGCCUCAGCCAGUGAUUCCGGCAUCUGUCAUUCCUGAGGAGCUCAUAUCCCAGGCUCAGGUAGUUCUGCAGGGAAAGUCCAGAAGUGUUAUCAUUCGUGAACUACAACGGACAAACCUAGAUGUCAACCUAGCUGUCAAUAACUUGUUGAGUCGUGAUGAUGAAGAUGGGGAUGAUGGGGAUGAUACAGCAAGUGAAUCUUAUUUGCCAGGAGAAGAUCUUAUGUCUCUUUUAGAUGCAGACAUUCACUCUGCACACCCUAGUGUUAUCAUAGACGCCGAUGCCAUGUUUUCUGAAGAUAUUAGUUACUUUGGUUACCCUUCUUUUCGACGUUCUUCCCUUUCAAGGCUUGGAUCUUCUAGAGUUCUCCUUCUUCCCUUAGAGAGAGACUCGGAGCUGUUGCGUGAGCGUGAGUCCGUAUUACGUUUGCGUGAACGAAGGUGGCUUGAUGGAGCCUCUUUUGACGCUGAACGAGGCUCUACAAGCAGAGAAGGAGAACCAAGUCUGGACAAAAAGACGAUACCUGUUCAAAGUCCGGUUUCCCUCACUGAAGAGCUGCAGUGGUGGUCUGAUAAGGAUGGUGCAAAGUUUGUUAGUAUUGGAGCCCUCUACUCAGAACUUGUAGCAGUAAGUAGUAAAGGAGAGCUAUACCAGUGGAAGUGGAAUGAAGCUGAGCCCUAUAGAAAUUCACAGAAUCCUUCAAUUCAUCAUCCAAGAGUCGCUUUUCUUGGGUUAACCAAUGAAAAAAUCACGCUUCUAUCUGCUAAUUGUAUUAGAGCAACUGUUGCCACUGAAAGUAAUAAGGUAGCGACCUGGGUUGAUGAUACUUUGAGCAGUGUAGCUUCCAAACUGGAACAUGGCACUCAAACGUUUUCUGAACUCCAGGGAGAAAGAAUUGUGUCUUUGCACUGCUGUGCCUUGUAUACGUGUGCACAACUGGAGAACAGCCUAUACUGGUGGGGUGUUGUGCCCUUUAGUCAACGGAAAAAGAUGCUUGAAAAGGCGAGAGCAAAGAACAAAAAGGCAAAAUCCAGUGCAGGCAUCUCUUCAAUGCCGAAUAUUACUGUUGGAACGCAGAUAUGUCUUCGAAACAACCCUCUUUACCAUGCUGGAGCAGUUGCAUUUUCUAUCAAUGCUGGAAUUCCUAAAGUAGGAGUAUUAAUGGAAUCUGUAUGGAACAUGAAUGACAGCUGUAGGUUUCAACUCCGGUCACCAGAGAGUUUAAAGAACUUGGAAAAAACCAACAAAACUAUAGAAACCAAAGCUGAAAAUAAACCUGAGUCUGUGAAGACUGAGAUGGGUCCACCUCCUUCUCCAGCUUCUACUUGUAGUGAUACAUCUUCAAUUGCCAGCAGUGCUUCACUGCCAUAUAAACGUCGACGAUCAACACCUGCACCUAAAGAAGAAGAGAAAGUAAAUGAAGAACAGUGGCCUUUAAGAGAAGUUGUGUUUGUUGAAGAUGUGAAGAAUGUACCAGUUGGAAAGGUAUUAAAAGUGGAUGGUGCAUAUGUUGCUGUGAAAUUUCCAGGCACUUCGAGUACAGUUAGCAAUCAGAGCACAGUUGCUUCUGAUUCAGAUCCCUCUUCAUUGCUUCAGGACUGUAGACUUCUGAGAAUUGAUGAACUGCAGGUAGUUAAAACUGGUGGCACUCCUAAAGUUCCUGACUGUUUCCAGAGAACUCCGAAGAAACUGUGCAUCCCAGAAAAAGCUGAGAUACUAGCUGUAAAUGUUGAUUCCAAAGGAGUACAUGCUGUAUUAAAGACUGGCAGUUGGGUGCGUUAUUGCAUUUUUGACCUUGCAUCUGGAAAAGCAGAGCAGGAAAAUAAUUUCCCUACAAGUAGCUUGGCCUUUCUUGGACAAAAUGAGAGAAAUGUGGCAAUCUUCACUGCAGGCCAGGAAUCCCCAAUCAUUUUGAAGGAUGGGAAUGGUACCAUCUACCCAAUGGCAAAAGAUUGCAUGGGUGGUAUUAGAGAUCCUGAUUGGUUGGAUCUUCCACCAAUCUCAAGCCUUGGAAUGGGAGUACACUCUUUAACUAACCUUCCUGCAAAUUCCACCAUGAAGAAGAAAGCAGCAGUUAUUAUUAUGGCUGUGGAAAAACAAACAUUAAUGCAGCAUAUUUUGCGAUGUGACUAUGAAGCAUGUAGACAAUACUUAAUGAAUCUCGAGCAAGCUGUUCUUCUGGAACAAACCCCUCAAGCCUUAAACACAUUGCUUGGUCACAGAUGUGAUGGUAAUCGAAAUAUCCUGCAUGCAUGUGUUUCAGUGUGCUUUCCAACCAGCAAUAAGGAAACAAAGGAAGAGGAAGAAGCUGAGCGUUCAGAGAGAAACACAUUUGCUGAGAGACUGUCAGCGGUUGAGGCUAUAGCAAAUGCAAUUUCUGUUGUGUCAAGUAAUAGUUCUGGCAACCGGACAGGCUCUUCCAGCAGCAGAAGUCUUCGACUACGUGAGAUGAUGAGACGGUCUUUGAGGGCAGCAGGGUUAGGCCGUCAUGAGUCUGGCCCUUCAUCCAGUGACCAUCAAGACCCAGUUUCUCCACCAAUAGCUCCUCCCAGCUGGGUACCCGACCCUCCACCGAUGGAUCCAGAUGGUGAUAUAGAUUUUAUUCUCGCUCCUGCUGUUGGGUCUCUUACUACAGCAUCAACUGGCACUAACCAAGGACCUAGUACAUCAACCAUUCCAGGUCCUUCAUCAGAAAGUUCAGUGGUAGAAUCAAAGGAUCGAAAAGUCAAUGCUCAUUUGAUUCUAAAGCUGAUGUGUGAGAGUGUUGGUCUUCGACCAUAUCUUCGUGAACUGCUUUCUGCCAAAGAUGCAAGAGGAAUGACUCCAUUUAUGCUUGCUGUGAGUGGAAGAGCAUAUCCUGCUGCUAUAACUAUUCUUGAAGCUGCUCAGAAAAUAGCCAAAGGUGACCCCUCCUCUAGUGAAAAAGAGGAUGUGUUAUUCAUGGAGAUGGUAUGUCCAUCUGGAACAAACCCAGAUGAUUCUCCAUUGUAUGUUCUUUGCUGCAAUGAUACAUGCAGUUUUACAUGGACUGGGGCAGAGCACAUUAAUCAGGACAUUUUUGAAUGUCGCACUUGUGGAUUAUUGGAGUCUUUGUGUUGCUGUACUGAAUGUGCCAGGGUUUGUCACAAGGGACAUGACUGCAAAUUAAAGCGAACAUCUCCUACAGCAUACUGUGACUGCUGGGAGAAAUGCAAGUGCAAAACAUUGAUUGCAGGACAGAAAUCUGCACGCCUUGAUUUACUGUACAGAUUGCUUACAACCACCAACCUUGUAACAAUGCCGAACAGCAGGGGAGAACACCUACUUCUAUUUUUAGUGCAAACUGUUGCUCGACAAACUGUGGAGCAUUGCCAGUACCGACCGCCUAGAAUUCGGGAAGACCGUAACCGUAAAACUGCUAAUGCUGAAGACUCGGACAUGCCUGACCAUGAUCUAGAGCCUCCUCGUUUUGCACAGCUUGCUCUUGAACGAGUACUUCAAGAUUGGAAUGCACUAAAAUCUAUGAUCAUGUUUGGUUCCCAGGAAAACAAAGAUCCAUUAAGUGCAAGUAGUAGAAUAGGUCAUCUGCUGCCAGAAGAACAAGUUUACCUGAAUCAGCAAAGCGGAACUAUCAGGCUUGACUGCUUUACACACUGCUUGAUUGUGAAAUGCACGGCAGAUAUUUUGCUUUUAGAUACUCUGUUGGGAACAUUGGUGAAAGAGUUACAAAAUAAAUACACCCCAGGUCGAAGAGAAGAAGCAAUAAAUGUCACAAUGAGGUUCUUGCGCUCAGUUGCUCGAGUCUUUGUUAUUCUUAGUGUUGAAAUGGCUUCUUCAAAGAAGAAAAACACCUUUAUUCCUCAGCCAAUAGGUAAAUGUAAGCGUGUUUUCCAAGCUUUGUUACCCUAUGCUGUUGAAGAGCUCUGUAAUGUGGCAGAGUCCUUGAUUGUACCGGUGCGAAUGGGUAUUGCACGACCAACUGCUCCUUUCACCCUGGCAAGUACGAGCAUCGAUGCAAUGCAAGGCAGCGAAGAAUUGUUCUCUGUUGAGCCACUGCCACCAAGGCCAUCUCCAGACCAGUCAAGCAACACAAGUCAAUCCCAGUCCUCAUAUAUUAUCAGAAAUCCACAACAGAGGCGUAUUAGUCAGUCUCAGCCUGUAAGAGGAAGGGAUGAAGAACAAGACGAUAUUGUUUCUGCUGAUGUUGAAGAGGUGGAGGUGGUUGAAGGGGUAGCUGGGGAAGAGGAUCACCAUGAUGAACAAGAAGAGCAGGGAGAGGAGAAUACGGAAGCAGAGGGUCAACAUGAUGAGCACGAUGAGGAUGGCAGUGACAUGGAGCUGGAUUUGCUUGCAGCAGCAGAGACUGAAAGUGACAGUGAAAGCAACCACAGCAAUCAGGAUAAUGCCAGUGGUCGAAGGAGUGUUGUUACAGCUGCCACUGCAGGCUCUGAAGCAGGCGGUAGGGUCUCCUUGGCAUUUUCUUUGUUUGGUGCCAGCAGUGUUCCUGCAUUCUUUUCAGAGGAUGAUUCCCAGUCCAAUGACUCCAGUGAUUCUGAUAGCAGUAGCAGCCAGAGUGAUGAUGUGGAGAAUGAGACUUUUUUGAUUGAGCCUUUGGAAAGAACUACUAACAGCCCUUAUGCAAACAGUGCGGCUCAAGCACCUCGCUCUAUGCAGUGGGCAGUUCGAAGUACUCAGAACCAGCGAACUACAAGCAAUACACCUUCAAGCACCUCAACCCCUGCUGCCAGUUCCACAGGCUUGAUCUAUAUUGAUCCAUCUAAUCUCCGUCGCAGUGGUGCUAUCAGCACUAGUGCUGCUGCCGCUGCUGCAGCUCUUGAAGCAAGCAAUUCAAGCAGUUACUUGACGUCCGCCAGUAGUCUAGCCAGAGCCUACAGCAUAGUCAUCCGUCAGAUAUCUGAUCUCAUGGGAUUAAUUCCCAAGUAUAAUCAUCUAGUAUACUCCCAGAUCCCUUCAGCUGUCAAACUUACUUAUCAGGAUGCCGUUAACCUACAGAGUUAUGUUGAAGAAAAGCUUAUUCCCACAUGGAACUGGAUGGUCAGUAUCAUGGACUCAACAGAGGCACAGCUGCGUUAUGGUUCUGCAAUCUCAUCAGCAGGAGACCCUGGCCACCCUAGUCACCCCCUUCAUGCUUCCCAGUCCUCUGCGAGAAGAGAAAGGAUGACUGCAAGAGAGGAGGCUAGCUUGAGAACUUUAGAAAGUCGAAGACGUGCUACACUGUUAAGCGCCCGUCAGGGAAUGAUGUCUGCACGUGGGGACUUCUUAAACUAUGCUCUCUCCUUGAUGCGUUCUCAUAAUGAUGAACAUUCAGAUGUUUUACCAGUUUUGGAUGUCUGUUCAUUGAAACAUGUAGCUUAUGUGUUUCAAGCACUUAUUUACUGGAUUAAAGCAAUGAAUCAGCAGACAACGCUGGAUACACCUCAGCUAGAAAGAAAAAGGACCCGAGAGUUAUUGGAACUAGGUUUGGAUAAUGAAGACUCGGAACAUGAAAAUGAUGAUGACACCAAUCAGAGCUCUACACUGAAUGAUAAAGAUGAAGAAAGCAUUCCAGCAGAGUCUGGCCAAAACCACCCUUUCUUUCGCCGCUCAGACUCUAUGACAUUUUUAGGCUGCAUUCCUCCUAAUCCAUUUGAAGUACCUCUGGCAGAAGGGAUACCCUUAGCAGACCAACCUCAUCUAUUACAGCCAAAUGCUAGAAAGGAAGAUCUCUUUGGCCGUCCAAGCCAGGGUCUCUAUUCUUCAUCUUAUAAUACCAGCAAGGGGUUAAUGGAAGUGACAGUAGACAGAAAUUGUCUUGAGGUUCUCCCUACAAAGAUGUCUUAUUCUGCAAAUAUGAAGAAUGUUAUGAGUAUGCAGUCUCGCCAGAAAGUCAGCAGUGAACAGAUGCUUCCUGAGGAAGAAACAGAAAGCACAAAACCUGGGCCCUCUGCUCACGACCUGGCGGCACAGCUAAAGAGUAGUCUUUUGGCUGAAAUUGGCCUUACAGAGAGUGAAGGUCCACCACUUACCUCAUUCAGACCUCAUUGCAGUUUUAUGGGCAUGGUCAUAUCUCAUGACAUGCUGUUAGGAAGAUGGCGUUUGUCAUUAGAAUUAUUUGGUCGUGUCUUUAUGGAGGAUGUUGGGGCAGAACCUGGAUCAAUCUUAACAGAGCUUGGUGGCUUUGAAGUAAAAGAGUCAAAGUUUCGCCGUGAAAUGGAGAAAUUACGAAAUCAGCAAUCAAGAGAUUUGGCACUGGAAGUGGAUCGUGAUAGAGACCUUCUUAUUCAGCAAACAAUGAGACAACUUAACAGUCAUUUUGGACGCAGAUGCACUACCACGCCUAUGGCUGUGCAUAGGGUCAAAGUUACUUUCAAAGAUGAACCUGGUGAAGGUAGUGGGGUGGCUCGGAGUUUCUACACAGCCAUAGCUCAGGCAUUCCUGUCCAAUGAGAAACUUCCGAACCUUGACUGCAUACAGAAUGCUAGCAAAGGAAUGCAGACUAGUAAUCUUAUGCAAAGACUGAGGAACAGAGACAGAGAAAGGGAAAGAAGAAGUGGUGGCUUGAGAGCGGGUUCUAGGAGAGAUCGUGACAGAGAUUCAAGAAGGCAACUUUCCAUUGACACACGGCCAUUUAGGCCAGCAUCUGAGGGCAAUCCCAGUGAUGAUGCUGACCCACUUCCGGCACAUCGACAGGCACUGGGUGAGAGGCUUUAUCCACGAGUACAGGCAAUGCAACCGGCUUUUGCCAGUAAAAUUACCGGAAUGUUGUUAGAAUUGUCUCCAGCACAACUUUUGCUGCUUUUAGCCAGCGAAGAUUCACUCCGUGCACGUGUAGAUGAAGCAAUGGAACUAAUUUUAGCUCAUGGAAGGGAAAAUGGUGCUGAUAGUAUACUAGAUUUAGGACUGCUAGACACCUCUGACAAAUCACAACAAGAAAAUCGAAAGAGGCACGGUUCCAGUCGCAGUGUCGUUGAUAUGGAAUUGGAUGAUGCAGAUGAUGGAGAUGACAAUGCACCACUUUUCUAUCAACCAGGAAAACGAGGCUUUUAUUCACCGAGGCCUGGUAAAAACACAGAGGCCCGACUCAAUUGCUUUCGCAAUAUUGGAAGGAUACUUGGAUUAUGUUUGCUGCAAAAUGAAUUGUGCCCUAUAACAUUAAACAGACAUGUUAUUAAAGUGUUACUAGGCAGAAAGGUUAACUGGCACGAUUUUGCAUUUUUUGAUCCGGUGAUGUAUGAAAGUUUACGACAGCUUAUUCUGGCUUCACAAAGCACAGAUGCUGAAGCAGUAUUUGCAGCGAUGGAUUUGGCAUUUGCAAUUGACCUCUGUAAAGAGGAAGGUGGAGGACAGGUGGAACUCUUGUCAGGUGGCGUAAAUAUACCAGUAACACCUUUGAAUGUAUACGAGUAUGUCAGAAAAUAUGCAGAGCACCGCAUGUUAGUAGUAGCAGAACAGCCACUUCAUGCAAUGAGAAAAGGUCUCCUGGAUGUGCUUCCUAAAAACUCCCUUGAAGAUCUUACAGCAGAAGAUUUUCGGUUGCUGGUGAAUGGCUGUGGUGAAGUCAACGUCCAGAUGUUAAUCAGUUUUACAUCAUUUAAUGAUGAGUCAGGGGAAACUGCUGAAAAGCUCCUGCAGUUCAAAAGAUGGUUUUGGUCAAUUGUUGAGAAGAUGAGCAUCACUGAAAGACAAGACCUGGUCUACUUUUGGACAUCAAGCCCAUCCCUACCAGCUAGCGAGGAGGGUUUUCAGCCCAUGCCAUCAAUCACAAUUCGGCCUCCGGAUGACCAGCACCUGCCAACUGCAAACACUUGCAUAUCUCGAUUAUAUGUGCCACUCUACUCCUCCAAACAGAUUCUUAAACAAAAACUUUUGCUAGCCAUCAAGACCAAGAAUUUUGGCUUUGUAUAAAAAAGAAGAAAAAAAAAGACCUUUGGUGUUGCUACUAGAUCAAAUUUUGUAGAAAUUAUUUUUUAUUUGUCAGUCUUUUUAUGGGACUUGCUGUCACAUGUCUGGCGGUACUUUUUGUGACUAAACACAUUCCUGCACUGGGUUUGUACUCUUGGCUUUACCAGCUUUGACUGUAAGCUCCCUGGCCAGCCUGCAAGCUGUUAGCCUGUCCCCAGCCAAAGAUGACAGCAGCGAUGUGUAAGUUGUUACACUGUGACACACAGCAUUUUUUUUUUUCCUCCGAAAGAAUGGAUUUCUUAAUUUCUGAAACUUCACUGCUGCCUUUAUUACACAUCUUUUUCCCUCUCUUUGUCUUUCCUGCUCUUUGUAAAGGAAGUAGGGAAUUUAAAAAAAAAAAAACUUGAUGCAAAACGUAUUAUGUUUUUCACCCCAGGUUUCAUUGUAAUUUAUUUCAAAAGUAAAUUCUUAAAUCUGCAGUGGUUUUCACAAUGUAUUAUUAAGACAAAUAUGAAGUCAUCUUAUUAAAAAAAAAUUAAAACUGCUUUUCUACCUGAAAACAUUAACCAUUUGUGUGGUACAUUAAUAGCUAAUUUCUAAUUUUGGUCAGACUGUAUACAUUGCUUUCAGCAUUAUUUGUGAAGACUAAUACAAACGUAUAUGAAAGCUGAUGUCCAACGCUUGACAUAUAUAAACGCACACUUUGUAUAUAUUGUAGAUAAUGGAUUAAAAACAAUGGUUACUGGCUCUAACAUCCAGUGUGGAAAAUAAACUUAAUUAUGCAAGUUGUAAUUUGAA